Messenger RNA from Cyclopterus lumpus (lumpfish), 5798 nucleotides. RefSeq names its product UDP-glucose glycoprotein glucosyltransferase 1 (gene uggt1). The transcript has 40 exons. Lineage: Eukaryota; Metazoa; Chordata; Actinopteri; Perciformes; Cyclopteridae. Bases 28 to 4620 code for a protein of 1530 amino acids. The record is from RefSeq and is a predicted model, not a curated record. Gene Ontology annotation, molecular function: UDP-glucose:glycoprotein glucosyltransferase activity. Gene Ontology annotation, cellular component: endoplasmic reticulum.
CAGGACCCUCCCACUCCUCAGUGCAUCAUGACUGCAGGAAGCUACGGAGCCGGCUUCGGCGUAGGCUUGAGGAUGUGGCUUCUCUGGGUCCUGCUGCUGUCGCUGCUGUCUGCAGUAUCUGGGGAUGCAGACUCCAAGGCUGUCACCACCACCCUCACAACGAAAUGGACAGAUACCCCUCUGCUGCUGGAGGCCAGUGAGUUUCUGGCAGAGGAGAGCCAGGAGAUGUUUUGGGACUUUGUGGAGGCCAAUCAGAACAUAGAAGGAGAGUAUGAUGACACAGACCAGGCCUACUAUGACCUGAUUGUUAAGAAAGCUGGGGUCUUGCUCAGCUCCGUCCAGGUGAACAUGCUCAAGUUCGCCCUCUCCCUGAGAGCCUACUCUUCAACAGUACACUCCUUCCAACAGAUUGCGUCCAAUGAGCCUCCUCCCGUCGGCUGCUCAGCAUUUGUCAGCGUCCAUGGAGAAAAGACGUGUGACGAAGAAAGUUUAGCAGCAUUGCUGAAAACCGCACUUUCGAGGCCAAAGCCAUUCCUUUUCAAAGGCGAUCACAAAUACCCAGGAUCAAAUCCCGAAGCUCCUGUUGUCAUCCUGUACGCAGAGUUAGGGAAACCGGAUUUCCACAGGCUUCAUCAAGUCAUAUCCUCCAAAGUCAACGAAGGCCUGGCGACUUAUGUGCUCCGCCAUUACCUAGCUAAUCCAAGUGUAAAGAAAGUCUAUCUGUCGGGGUACGGAGUGGAGCUGGCCAUCAAAAACCAGGAGUACAAGGCAAAGGACGACACACAAGUCCAAGGGGCGGAGGUGAACGCUACAGUGAUCGGAGAGAAUGAUCCAGUGGACGAGGUCCAGGGAUUCCUUUUUGGCAAACUGAAGACACUUUACCCGGAGCUUAAAGAGCAGUUGAAGGAGUUGAGAAAACAUUUGGUCGAAAGCACCAAUGACAUGGCACCUCUUAAAGUCUGGCAAAUGCAAGAUCUGAGUUUCCAGACAGCAGCUCGCAUUCUUGCCGCUCCGGCUGUUGAUGCCCUCGCCGUUAUGAAAGACCUCAGUCAGAACUUCCCCACCAAAGCCAGAUCCAUCACUAAAACCGUGGUCAGCUCCGAGAUCCGCAAAGAGAUUGGCGAUAACCAAAAGUUUUUCAAAGGAACUCUGGGCCUGCAGCCUGGGGAUUCGGCCCUGUUCAUCAACGGGCUGCAUAUAGAUCUGGACACGCAAGACAUCUUCAGUGUGUUUGAGGUGCUGCGCAGUGAGGCGAGGGUGAUGGAGGGUCUGCGCUCCCUGCACAUCGACACGCCCUACAUCCACGACAUCCUGAAGCUCAACGUUCAGCCCUCUGACUCCGACUACGCUGUGGACAUCCGUAACCCCGCCAUCAGUUGGAUUAACAACUUGGAAACCGACCACAGGUAUAGCUCGUGGCCUUACAACGUGCAGGAGCUGCUCCGACCGACCUUCCCGGGAGUCAUCAGGCAGAUCCGCAAGAACUUCCACAAUCUGGUGGUCAUUCUGGACCCAACUCAGGAGAACGCUGUUGAGCUGCUGAGUGUUGCAGAGAUGUUUUACGCAAACAACAUCCCACUCAGGAUCGGGCUGGUGUUUGUGGUGUCGGAGGAAGAUGACAUCGACGGUAUGCAGGAUGCAGGCGUGGCGCUGGUCCGAGCCUACAACUACAUCAGCGACGAGGUGGACAGUCAGAGCGCAUUUGAAGCCGUCAUCUUGAUGUUUAACCGGGUGGCUAUCGGUGGGAAGUUGAGUGUUGGGGAUGUGGUGAAAGUGCUGGAGAAGAGGUUCCCCUAUGUGGAAGUCAGCAGCGUGCUGGGAGCCGACUCCAGCUACGACAGCAACAGGAAGGAAGGGGUUGCGUACUAUCAGCAGACGGGGGUGGGCCCGCUGCCUGUGGUCAUGUACAACGGCAUACCGUACCAGCGUGAGCAGCUGGAUCCGGACGAACUGGAGACGGUCACCAUGCAGAAGAUCCUGGAGACCACGUCCUUCUACCAGAGAGCCGUCUACCUGGGGGAGCUGGCCUCGGAUCAAGACGUCGUGGACUUCAUCAUGAAUCAGGCCAACGUUGUUCCUCGCAUCAACCCCAGAGUGCUGUCUACCAGCAGAACGUACCUGGAUCUGUCUGAUACCAACAAUUACUUUGUCGACGAUUACGCUCGCUUCUCGACUCUUGACACCCAAGAGAAGAGCACCGCUGUGGCCAACAGCAUGAACUACAUGACUAAGAAAGACGAUGGCUACAUCCGCCCUGUGACCUUCUGGGUGGUCGGAGACUUUGACACGCCCGCAGGACGUCAGCUCCUUUAUGACGCCAUCAGACACAUGAAAACCAGCAACAACGUCAGACUGGGAAUGAUCAACAACCCAUCGGCCGCUCCGUCCGCCGAGACGAGCCGCGUGACCAGAGCCAUCUUGGCCGCCAUGCAGACGCAAUCUGCCAACAACGCCAAGAACUUCAUCACCAAGUUGACGAAAGAAGAGACCGCCACGGCCCUGGAGAAGGGAGUCGACGUCGGGGAGUUUGCUGUUGGGGGUAUGGACGUGCCGUUAUUCAAGGAUGCAUACGAGGGUCCCAAAUUCGACUUCCUGCUCUCUCACGCGGCUUACUGCCGAGACGUGCUCAAACUAAAGAAAGGACAAAUGGCAGUCAUCAGCAACGGAAGAAUUAUUGGUCCGCUGGAGGAAGACGAAGUGUUUAACCAGGAUGACUUCCUGCUUUUGGAGAGCAUCAUCCUGAAAACAUCUGGAGAGCGAAUCAAAAGCAAAGUCCAGCAGUUUGGCAUCGAGGAAGACAGGGCCAGCGACCUUGUAAUGAAGGUGGACUCUCUGCUCUCCUCUCAGCCUAAAGGAGAGGCCCGGGUAGAAUAUGACUUUGCAGAUGACCGAUACAGCGCUGUGAAGAUCCGCCCCAAGGAGGGAGACGUGUACUUUGAUGUGGUUGCCGUGGUAGAUCCCGUAACCAGGGACGCACAGAAACUGGCUCCUCUGCUGUUGGUUCUGACGCAGCUAGUAAACGUCAACUUACGGGUCUUCAUGAACUGCCAAUCCAAACUGUCAGAAAUGCCACUCAAGAGUUUUUACCGUCACGUGUUGGAGCCCGAGGUGACGUUUCAGGCCGACGGUACUUUCUCUCCCGGCCCCAUGGCCAAGUUCCUGGACAUGCCUCAGUCUCCUCUCUUCACCCUGAACCUCAACACUCCCGAGAGCUGGAUGGUGGAGUCUGUGCACACCCGGUACGACCUGGACAACAUCUACCUGGAGGAGGUGGAGAACAUCGUAGCUGCAGAGUACGAGCUGGAGCACCUUUUGUUGGAAGGCCAUUGUUUCGACGUCAGCUCCGGCCAGCCGCCGCGAGGCCUCCAGUUCACCUUGGGAACCGCCUCCGAGCCCGUCCUCGUGGAUACGAUCGUCAUGGCAAACCUGGGGUACUUUCAGCUGAAGGCAAACCCGGGCGCCUGGAUCCUGAAGAUGAGGAAAGGACGCUCUGAUGAAAUCUACAAGAUUUACAGCCACGACGGCACGGACUCUCCAGCAGAGUCUGAUGACAUUGUGGUCGUGCUGAACAACUUCAAGAGCAGGAUCAUUAAAGUCAAGGUCCAGAAGAAACCAGACAAGUUCAACGAGGAGCUGCUGAGUGACGUGAGCGAGGAAAAGGACACUGGCUUCUGGAAAUCUCUGGCCAGAGGGUUCACAGGUGGAGCAAAGACAACGGAGAUCAAGCAGGAGAAGGACGACGUGAUCAACAUCUUCUCUCUGGCCUCGGGGCAUCUGUACGAGCGGUUCAUCAGGAUUAUGAUGCUGUCAGUUCUGAAAAACACCAAAACUCCCGUCAAGUUCUGGUUCCUCAAGAACUACCUGUCCCCGACGUUUAAGGGGUUCAUCCCGCACAUGGCAAAGCAAUAUGGCUUCCAGUAUGAGCUGGUCCAGUACAAGUGGCCCCGCUGGUUACACCAACAGACCGAGAAGCAGAGGAUCAUCUGGGGCUACAAGAUCCUGUUCCUGGAUGUGCUGUUUCCUCUCGCUGUCGACAAGAUCCUGUUUGUGGACGCUGACCAGAUUGUGCGAACGGACCUGAAGGAGCUGCGUGACUUCGACCUGGAGGGAGCGCCGUACGGUUACACGCCGUUCUGCGAGAGCCGGAGGGAGAUGGACGGCUACCGCUUCUGGAAGUCCGGCUACUGGGCGAGCCACCUCGCUGGACGCAAAUACCACAUCAGCGCCCUGUAUGUGGUCGACCUGAAGAAGUUCAGGAAAAUAGCUGCCGGAGAUCGACUGAGAGGACAGUACCAGGGGCUCAGCCAGGACCCCAACAGCCUUUCAAACCUUGACCAGGAUCUGCCCAACAACAUGAUCCACCAGGUGCCCAUCAAGUCUCUGCCUCAGGAGUGGCUGUGGUGUGAGACGUGGUGUGAUGACGGCACCAAGAGGAGCGCCAAGACGAUAGACCUGUGCAACAACCCCAAGACCAAAGAGCCCAAGCUGCAGGCGGCGGUGAGGAUCGUGGCCGAGUGGGCCGACUACGACCAGGAGAUUAAACGUCUGCAGACCAAAGUCAAGGAGAGAAUAAACAACACAAACGAACAGCAGGACACAGAUGUUCACACGGAGUUGUGAGGAUCCUGCAGUGAUGAGGUGGUGAACUGGGCUCUGUUUAAAGAGUUUAAAGAGGUUCCUCUCCUGCCUUGGCCGACUGCUGACAGACUGACCACAAACCAGUGCUCAAUGGUUGAGCCGGUUUUUAAUUUUUUGUUCUUUUUCUAACAUGUGAAGAGGAGUCAAGGUGGUCAGGUUUCAGAGGUUUUUCUGUACGUGUGUGUAUGUGUGUGUGUGUGUGUGCAAGUGAUGAGAAUGUAUUUUAUGACUCGAAUCAUGAAUAUAUACUCUAUCACCCCCCCCUCCAGUAUAGUUGUAUUUCCCCUGUAAUAAAUGUCCGUCUGUAAGUGCGCACUAAUUGGGGUUCUGGUGGCUUGUGGGGAGAAGAAAGGAAAUCUCACUGCUGGUUAACUUGGGUUUUGAUCGUGUUGUUGGGAGAAAACUAAAGUUACUCGGCCUUCCUCUAAAUUGGUUAAGGGUACAAUUAGUUAAAAUUAAUUUUCACACCUUAAUACUAGAGCUGGGAAAUAUGUUUGAAGUCAAUAUUGUGACAUUAUUAAGUUGGUGGUGUAAUUGUAUCCUCAUAGAAAAUGAAUGCUAACUUACUUAAAAUUAAGUAUGAUCUUCUAUUCAUCACAUCAGGAAACAGGAAACAUUUUUUACCCUGAACUUUGAAUUGAGAGGCCCAAUUUAGUAAAAUAUUACACUUUUGUUCAGCCCUUAAAAAGUACUAGGUAAGUCUUGAAUAUCAACAUAUACUGUACAAAUUAUUAUGUACAGUGGUGGAUCCACUCAUCUUUUUAAGAAUCACCUCAAACUGUCUGGGUGGUUAGUUAAACUUCACAACACUUAAAGGGAACGUGUAUGGAAUUUAGAAAUGAGUGGUCUCACCUUCCGUUAGGUUUACACUCAUCUGACAUGAAAAUGAAGUAAAAAAAUAAAUAAAAUAUCAGCAGGCUUGAUUGAAUCCCUAGUUUUUUUGUGGAUAGUAAAUGUCACUAACUUUCAGGGAAAGAUGUCUGAAGCUUGUGUUGGUUGCAACAUAAAAUACAAAUGAGAAGACAUGGGAGAGUUUUUGGUACUGGGGGGGGGAGCCAUGUCAGAGUUCAGCUGAAACAUAUUUACAUUCAUGUUUCUAUGGAUUUGUCAGGAUCAUCCUGUAUAAUUUUUUGUGAAAUAAAGAUCCCCAAUUAAUGAUC